GUUGAAGACUCCCGAGGACGACCGCGGCGGCGGCUUCGUCGCCUCUGACGUCACCGGCGCUUCAUAAUUCCCAUUCAUUCUCACGGCCAUCGACUAACGAGCACACCCCUUCUUUCUCACCUAUGUCUCUUGUUCAUUAUUGACAAAAUACUUCCAUUCAUAUUCUGCCUCAAAUUUAAAAAAAAAAAUAUUUGUUACGUGUUCACAGCAUUACUACGUUGCUUCACUGAUCAGGAUACGAUGAAAAAUUGUCGUGAGACGGCAUCAGCCGCCUUCCUUAUCUUGGUAGUAUGUUCUACCAUGCAGCAGAGCUUCGGAUGGCCGUUCCCCGGCUUUUUCGACUAUGCGCCCACACCUGCUUCGUCAUACACAUAUUCCGUUUCAAUGACGCCCAACAACACAUCAUCCAACGAUACCUGUUCGACGGUAACAACAUCAACCGUAACAGUCACCGCAACAGAUUCGACCCCGACAGUAACCUCAACCGUUACGUCGAGCAAUUCAACGGCAACCGUCACCUCGACCCCUCCUCAGAAUACAACAACUAUAACAGUAACGGUAACAAAUACAACGACGGUAACGGCGCCGGCGAAUACAACGACCGUAACCACGACUCAACCCGGAAAUACAACAACUGUAACAUCGACUCAGCCUCAGAAUACAACAACUGUAACGUCAGUUGUAACUAGCACCAUAACGUCGACCCCACCCCCAGCUAUGAUUACAGUGACUGCCACUACAACAGCCACGCUUACGGAUACUUCAACCACAACCGUAACAUCAACCGCAACUGCAGACACAGUGACCGUCAAUUCAACGGUAACACAAACAGAAACACAAACAGUGACUCCAUCUCCGGUCACCGUAAAUAUGACCUCAACCUUAACAACAACAGAAACGGUGACAUCGACUCCACCUCCGAGCACCGUAAAUAUGACCUUAACCGCAACAACAACACAAACGGUGACACAAACAGUGACUCCACCUACGGUCACCGUAAAUAUGACCUCAACCUUAACAACAACAGAAACGGUGACAACGACUCCACCUCCGAGCACCGUAAGUGUGACCACAACAGUGACAACACCUUCAACCGUGACGACCACUGAAACUCAAACUUGCACGUGUCCACCACCGGGCACGGUAACUUCAAGUGAGACCAUAACGGUGACUCCACCGCCAGAGACGGUAACUCAGACGACGACUUUGUCCGCGACUCCGUCAACUGUAAAUGUCACAAGGACGAUAACAACGACUCCAGCUCCAGUCACUUCCACAAUAACAUCUACUAGGAGUACAGUUUCAACUACAACGGUAACCGUAACCACAACCACAACCAGGAGAAACUAACCCGGCUGUAACCAAACCGUUGUCCACGAGAAUGGAGCCGUAACUAGGAUCCUGUGACGUCACGCUAAUAGAUGAAACUCGGCCGCGAUUUAACAUGUGUUCUUUUGGGAGAACGCAUGACACAUGUCAUUUUGUGCUAAUAUCUUUUCAGGGAUUGAUCUGAUGCAAACAUUCAUAAAAACAUUUUUAAAAGAGGAUAAAAUUUCACAAAUGAAAACUGCCUAGUUCAUAAAUUACAUUGUCUGAUAAUUGAGGAAAUAAAAGCUAAAUACGACUAAAUACCGAAAAUCGUUACCCCACUAAGAUUCAAACCGCCGCUCAUGCAACUUCGGCCGAUCGACGGCGGCUCUGAUUGGUUGUCAACACGGCGAUUACUCUACUAGUUUGACGUCACGAAACCGAGUAGUUACGGCCUCCCCAUUCUCGUAGGCAACGACCGAACUUAACUGAAACUGUCACCAGAGCUAAUCUGUCGUGUUAAGGAAGAACGUCGUAUGGACA
Molecule: messenger RNA, 1851 nt
Organism: Bemisia tabaci
Lineage: Eukaryota; Metazoa; Arthropoda; Insecta; Hemiptera; Aleyrodidae
Source: RefSeq, a predicted model, not a curated record